Molecule: messenger RNA, 591 nt
Organism: Trichobilharzia regenti
Lineage: Eukaryota; Metazoa; Platyhelminthes; Trematoda; Strigeidida; Schistosomatidae
Source: the annotation of a GenBank genome assembly
AUGAACAUCUACAUCUCAUUCUUAUAUUUUGCAGUUUUGUUUGCAGUUGUUUACUCAGAAUCUCCUCCAUACGAGGAGGAUCUGGAAAAUGUGAUCAAAGUGAAAAUUCUGGGGUAUUUGAAGAAUAGAAAGUGUUACCAGCGUUGGUACUUGGUACUAAGACAUGAGGUUUUAACGAAAAUGAAGCCAAAAAUAUGUAAUGCGAUUGGACAACUUUUUGCCCGCAUUGUACCCAAAGUUCCAUUCGGUUCCGAAUACUGUUGGACAGACAUAUUUGAUGACCUACAUCCAGACGGUGCUGUUCGUGUUUCUGCUGAGUAUCAUAUACCCGUUGGUAGAUUGCGACUACUCAAUAAAAAAUUGUCGGUGGUUGAUGUUUUGGGAAUGUUCACCAAGUAUCUACUGGAUAGUGAAAUAUCCGAUGGGCUUUCACAGAAGAUAGAAGUUUCGGAUGUACUGAUAGCAUUUCCUGAUAACGAAUUGGCUUCUUAUAAACGGAGUGUGAUGGACGUCAAGACCAAUUUGUGCAAACCUGUACCAAUUGACCACAACUACGAUCACAGAAAGCUUAUAUUGCUGGAUGGGAAGUAA